Messenger RNA from Triticum aestivum (bread wheat), 1995 nucleotides. RefSeq lists its product as uncharacterized. The transcript has 3 exons. NCBI's taxonomy places the organism in Eukaryota, Viridiplantae, Streptophyta, Magnoliopsida, Poales, Poaceae. The record is from RefSeq and is a predicted model, not a curated record. Bases 127 to 510 code for a protein of 127 amino acids.
AUCUUGCAGCCAGGAGACGGUCUCAAGGAAGCAAACCAGAAGAACCAACGCCGGUGCUGAAGCCUGAAGCUCAAGCGUCUCACCUUGUGAGCUUCUCAGGGGACCUUGCAAGCGGUGGAGAGAGCGAUGGCGAUGAAGCGCCGCUCCGUGCUGGCUUUGCUCGUCGUCGCCUUCGUCGGAGGGAACCUGCUCCUCGGGGCCUCGUUUAGCGCCAGAAGCACGGUGAAGUCCUCAGCCUCAGACCCGGACUAUGGAACUGCUGAGCUAAACGGCAGGAGACUAAAGGAAAGUGGACAAGAUGUUACUAACAGGAAGACUAGGGACUUACAAGAUGUAAAGGCUGAUGACUACCAACCUAUUGACCCAAGUCCAAGCUCGAAGGCAAGUAUCAGGCCAGCUCCAAUCGAGCAUGGCACUCCUCUUCUUCCUUAUGUGCCACGGUACCCGCCGCCUCCUGGUCAGCCUAAGGAUGCGCAUUCUGCUCAGUCUGCUGCCGCUCCUGUCGCUUAGCUGAGAACUGAAAUGCUCCAGAGGCGGUACUUGAAAAAUUAGAGAACCACCUUAUGUCCAAAGUCUUCUCUGAUGUUAUGUUAUGUGGCGUAUGUGUGUUUACACUAAGUACUUGAAUGGUGCAUGUCCUUUGAUGUCUCAGUGUUUGGAAUCACUUGGUGAUGGACAGUGUUAGCUGUAUCUGUGGGUGGUCAAUUAGUCAACUGCUCAAAUCUUGACGGCAUGUUUCUAGAUUAGAUAAGGUGCCGGCAUUAUUCUGGGGCACCCAGGUAAGCUGCACUACUAUUGUCAUAUGUAAAUGUUAUUGUUAUGUUAUAUAGCAUAACUAUGGUAUUAGUCAGAACUGUUUACUGAAUUCUUGUGUAACCUUUGUGCUUGGUUGAAGCAAUUAUCCAAUUUUCAGAAAACUAUCAGUAUUGGAAUACCUAUUUCCAGUGUGAAUCAUUGAGCAGGAGUAAUUCACUAAUCUAAGCCUCUUAGAAGGUCCGGUUUGGAACGCAAGAAAUUUUCUGGGUUCCAGAUUGAACUAUUUCCUAUGAAAUUAUGUUGUCCCAAACAUUCCCCCAAAAAUUUAUUCAUCCACUUCUUCCGUCAGCCACCUGUAAAGAUGGUGGAUUUGACAACCUACUGAAGGUGGUAUUGUCAAACCAGGUUCCACAAUUAAUAAAAGUUGAUACUUAAGCUCUAAGUGUUUCUCGUAUGGGUAUUCUCACAUUUGAGAAUCAUGCAAUAAAGGUUUUCUAAGUAUGGAACCCUCUAGUUUUGGUCGGUAUGAUGAGAAGGAUGGCUAGUUAGUCCAUGUCAUUUCCAAAGACACUUCUCUGAAUACAAUAGUCAAAAAUAUACAAACAUGUACUGGUUACAUUUUGCACAAUCACCUACCUUUACCAUACCCCUUGUAUGUAUUCUGUGACAUCCUAUUGAGCACAUGCUGAUUCUUUUAUUCUUGAUUUGCCUUAGAAACUAAGGAUCAUGUGUUAAUCGGCAAACAAAGCAUGCCACCUAUCUGUACUGUCUUGGCAACUUCCUGCAAGCGUGUGUUCAAUUGUAUAGCAUAUUUGACUUGGUGAUGGUACAGUUAAGCUGCAGUUUAGUUAUUGUGAGUAUGCAGCUGCAAAAUUGGCAACAAAACUUAGUUUGUCAAAUCAAAUUUACACCUGUCAAUUCCUUACAGUGUCAUUUUGCCGACAUCGGAGAAGGAGGAAUAUAGCAUGGUUUCUUCUUUAGUAAAAGAUGAUAUAAUGCUGACAUAUAAUGUUAGAUUAUCUAUUGAUGUUAUCUAUCAAUUCUGCAGAGCUGGUUGUUGGGAUUUCCAGGAUUGCUUUCAACUUAAGUUCAGACAAGCAGAACAAACUAAUGGUGAUUGACUGAUGGUUCCCCUUAUACCGGUCUCUUCCUUUCAAGCUUUGUUCAUCUGUCCCACUGACACAAAGAGAUGUCACAAUAUCAUAUGAUCUAUUAUAUGAUACAUGUCACUGUUUUUGU